This is a messenger RNA of Betta splendens (Siamese fighting fish), 1924 nucleotides long. RefSeq lists its product as uncharacterized. Gene Ontology annotation, biological process: protein transport; endosome to lysosome transport; protein modification process. Gene Ontology annotation, cellular component: ESCRT I complex. The record is from RefSeq and is a predicted model, not a curated record. NCBI's taxonomy places the organism in Eukaryota, Metazoa, Chordata, Actinopteri, Anabantiformes, Osphronemidae. The transcript is spliced from 6 exons. The coding region runs from base 119 to 694 and encodes 191 amino acids. Gene Ontology annotation, molecular function: ubiquitin binding.
GUCAUAAAGUACAGAAGAUUAUCUACAAACCCCAGACAAACAGAGACACAACGUUCAGUAAGCGUUGGUGAUUUUGGAAGGCGCAGACGAGAUCUAUUUCAUUGGAUAAACUGUAAUCAUGCCGUACAGCGAGGGUGCCAUUAGGAAAAUGCUUCCAAAGACGUAUCUUCGGAAACAUGUGGCCCAUGAAAUAUUUGUCACAAUUACUCACUUCAAAAACCUUGUCCCCAUGAUGGACAAAUACGUUUACAACGACGGAAGCACAAAACUCCUGAUGAGUCUAAGCGGAACCAUCCCCGUGACGUUUACAGACAAAAGCUACAACAUACCCAUAUGCGUGUGGGUCGAGGACUCGUACCCCCAGACGGCCCCCAUCUGCUACGUCACGCCCACGCGGGAGAUGAUGCUCGUCCCGGGAAAGUACGUCUCCAGCAGCGGCGAGGUUGUGCUGCCGUACCUGGAGGAGUGGAACGGCGACUGUGACUUGGUGAGAUUGCUGCAGGUGAUGCUUGGUGUUUUUGGAGAAUUCCCUCCUGUGUGUAAACGGCCUUUCCCCGACCCAGAGCAAGCUCCAUGCUGGCUGCAGUUCUACAGGCAAGAAGAGGCGCUUUUAAACACAGAUGGAAACCUGUAUUUCUCUUUAUUUGGAGAAGAUGGUCAAUAUUCCUGGCAAGAAAAUGAAAGCAACUGUUAGUUUGUACUGGAAUUUGACAAGCUCUAUGUGUUAUUCAUUCAAUUAUAUAUACUUAAGCAUGUUGCAAAGGUACAUUAUCUCCAUGUGGUGGAAUUCAAUGUUCUUAAAUGAACAUUGAACUGGAUGUGAACAGCUGAAUGACUUUAUAAGUUCAUAAAGUUGUACUUUAGCCGCACCUGCACACAUUUGUUUUUCUCUCAGUCAGUGUUUUGGACUUUUGACCGGAGAAAGACUGGUUUUAUUUCUUUUACUACUUAAUAUGGGACAUCCAGUGAAACAGUUUGCUUUAUGUAGGUCAUCAACACAGGAGGAAAUACCAGCUCUGUAGUUUAUCAUUUAAAUGUAAUUUGUCAUGACAAUGCUUCUCAUCAUCAUGAUCCAGCUAAUAGCUACAUAAACUGAUGUAACGCACAGAAAUAAAUCUGAGUUACACAGCAUGAGUCACUGUCCGUGCUUCAGCUGUUCAUUCAAUAUUAUGAAUAUUAUGUUAUAUAUUAUUGUAAUAUAUUAUAUUAUGUUAGAAAUGUGUAAUUUAAAAAAUAUUUAAAAGAAGAAUAUGUUAAUAGAAAAUGUAAAUAUUUACAAAUUACGUUCUAUAAUAAAUCAAUAGUGUGGAAACAGCCUUUAAUUUCAUGGAUGAUAAUAGCUUAUAUACAUGUGUUGUGACCAUGAGUUUAUGCACCUGAAGCCAACAGUAUUUAAGGCACUGUCACAUAAAAUAAUCCAGGCCUUAAGUGACGUUAUCUAGCAAUCCCAGGCACUCUAUUAGUAAUAUAAUAGAGUGUAGCUGUAGUUUUAUGCUGCUGCCACUAGAUGUGAGUAAAGUCUGUGUCUGUGUUUUAUUAGUGGAGGUUUCCAGGGUUGGCAGAGAGUUGGUGUGACCCUGAAAAAAAGAGGCAACAAAAUACACAGUUUUAAUUGCAAGAUAUUUGAGUUCACUCUGAGCAAAACUAGCCAACCUCAACAAUUAAAUAUGCAUUAAAAAUAAAAUACUUCAAACCUAUUUAAAUUUUGCUCACUAUUUAAUUUUCUUACUAUAAUUAAUAGACUGGAGUCCAACAUAUAUAACCUAUAAAAAUAUAUUAUUCUCACGUGUAACAACUCUCUCUUUGCUGACAGUUUUGACUUGAUGCUAUUUUUACAAUAAGCAGUUUAUACUUUAUUUAGGUUUCUUUGUAUAUGAAUGGCUUCAAAAAUAUCGUGGAUAUUAAAUUACACACACAUUUGUGA